AUGCUUAGAGCUGUCCGCCGUACUCCGGCGCUUGCCAAAGGGCUUAGAGUGGUUGCCACCGCUCGCCUUGCCACCGCUGCUGCUAACCCCACCACCGCGACGAGACCGUCGCCGGCACCUCUGUUCCAGACUCAGCCCGACACCCCCUUGCCCCGCCAAAGCAAAAAGGUCGACAUGGACGACUCGUUCAUCGGCCUUACUGGGGGGGAGAUUUUCCACGAAAUGAUGUUGCGCCACAACGUCGACACCAUCUUCGGCUACGCCGGGGGCGCGAUUUUGCCCGUGUUCGACGCCAUCUACAACUCCGACAAGUUCAAGUUUGUGUUGCCCCGCCACGAACAAGGUGCUGGUCACAUGGCGGAAGGCUACGCCCGAGCCCUGGGUAAGCCCGGGGUGGUGUUGGUCACCUCGGGUCCCGGGGCGACCAACGUCAUCACCCCGAUGGCCGACGCGUUGAUGGACGGGGUCCCCCUCGUGGUGUUCACUGGUCAAGUGCCCACCACCGCCAUCGGCUCCGACGCCUUCCAAGAAGCCGACGUCGUCGGGAUCUCGCGUUCGUGUACUAAGUGGAACGUGAUGGUGAAAAACGUCGCCGAGUUGCCACGACGCAUCAACGAGGCGUUCGAAAUUGCCACUCUGGGCCGCCCCGGUCCCGUGUUGGUCGACCUUCCCAAGGAUGUCACCGCCUCCAUUUUGAGACACGCUAUCCCCAUCAACUCCACCCUCCCCUCGCUGACGCUCUCGCAAAUCACCCGUCAAGCCACCACCGAAUUCACCAAGGAAGCCAUCCGGAGACUGGCCGAGCUCGUCAACAAAGCCAAGAGACCCAUCCUCUACGUUGGUGCCGGUAUCUUGAACAACCCCGACGGCCCCAAAUUGUUGAAAGAGUUGGCCGACAAGGCCCAAAUCCCCGUCACCACCACCAUUCAAGGGUUGGGUGCGUUUGACCAAAGAGACUCCAAGUCGAUGGAUUUCCUCGGGAUGCACGGUCUGGCGGCUGCCAACACCGCCAUGCAAAACGCCGACUUGAUCAUUGCACUUGGUGCCCGUUUCGACGACAGAGUCACUGGUAACGUCACCAAAUUCGCCCCCGCCGCGAAAAUUGCCGCUGCCGAAGGUCGUGGUGGUAUCAUUCAUUUCGAGAUCUCUCCCAAGAACAUUAAUAAGGUGGUUGAGGCCACCGAGGCCGUCGAGGGUGACGUCACUGACAAUUUGAGAGAAUUCAUCCCCUUGGUGAAGCCCGUUAGCGAACGCAAAGAGUGGUUUACUGAAUUGGAUGGCUGGAAAAAGAAAUACCCUUACGCCUACCAAACGGAAACACCGGGUUCGCUUGUCAAGCCGCAAACGUUGAUCAGAGAAAUGGACGCACAAUUACAAGAGUCGGGUAAGGACUUUAUCAUCACUACCGGUGUCGGUCAGCAUCAAAUGUGGGCUGCCCAACACUUUACCUGGACCAAGCCGAGAACCAUGAUCACUUCCGGUGGUUUAGGUACCAUGGGCUAUGGUUUACCCGCCGCCAUUGGCGCUCAAGUAGCCAAGCCCGACACCAUCGUCAUUGACAUUGACGGUGAUGCUUCAUUCAACAUGACUUUGACUGAAUUGCUGUCAGCCGUCCAGGCGGGCGCCCCCGUCAAGAUCUGUGUCCUCAACAACGAGGAACAGGGGAUGGUGACGCAAUGGCAAUCAUUAUUCUACGAGCAUCGUUAUGCCCACACGCAUCAGACCAAUCCCGACUUCAUGAAGUUGGCUGAAGCCAUGGGCGUCAAAGGUAUUCGCAUUAGCACUCAAGAACAAAUGAAAGAAGGCGUUAAGGAGUUCCUCGAAUGCAAGGAACCGGUGUUGUUGGAGGUGAUCGUCGACAAGAAGGUGCCGGUUCUUCCCAUGGUCCCUGGUGGUAACGCUUUGGACGACUUCAUCGUGUGGGAUCCCGAAGUUGAAAAAGAACAAAACGAGUUGAGAAAGAAGAGAACUGGUGGCAAGUUUUAA
Diutina rugosa is the source of this 1986-nucleotide messenger RNA. It is a transcript of the gene ILV2, whose product is annotated as acetolactate synthase catalytic subunit. Bases 1 to 1986 code for a protein of 661 amino acids. The transcript has a single exon. The record is from RefSeq and is a predicted model, not a curated record. Gene Ontology annotation, molecular function: acetolactate synthase activity; magnesium ion binding; flavin adenine dinucleotide binding. Lineage: Eukaryota; Fungi; Ascomycota; Pichiomycetes; Serinales; Debaryomycetaceae. Gene Ontology annotation, biological process: L-valine biosynthetic process. Gene Ontology annotation, cellular component: mitochondrion; acetolactate synthase complex.